UUACUUUGAAAAUAUAUUUAAAAAAUGAAGAACCGGAUGAUACACUUCUCGUGAGACCUCGUUGUCCGAGAUAGCGGAAGCAGUUAUCGGUUUUGGUGACGCUGCAUUAGACUGCAAGACAUGGACCGUUGUGGUCUGUUCGGGUUUUUUAUCUUCAGCCUGGCUUUUACUGAAGCUCAGGCGCUCAUACCUGCACACCACCUCUCCCUUACUGACCUGGCCCGGUUGCAGAAUCUCCUGAGCCAAACGUUUAUCGACCUUGAGUCCGCAUACUACUCUGUUGUUGGUUUGAAAAAGCUUGGAGUGACAGUUCCUGAUCACAAGGAAGUAUGCCAGUUUGUCAAUUCUCAGCUUGAUCCAGCCAGUGUGGAUUCUCUCUUUUUUGCUGCUGAGAUAAGUCAAGCCAUCUCAGAUUGUGAGAUCCCUGUAUCCAAUGAAACCCGUGACAUCCUUUUGGCAGCAGUUAGUGAAGACUCCAGCAUGGCUCUGAUUCAUCGGGCUGUGAGCACGUUCAGCUCUUUGGGGCUGCCUCUAGCAUCACAGGAGGUUGUAAGUGCCCUGACGGCUCGGAUCAACAAGGAAGACAAUGUUAUGGCUAUCACAUUAGCUCUUCAAACAGCAGCACGUCUGUCGAAGCAGGCAGAACUUGGAGGAAUCCUGGAGGAAAUUGAAGAUUUGACGGCUCGUUUGGAUGAUCUAGGUGGAAUCUACCUUCAAUUUGAAGAGGGACUUGAGGCAACUGCACUGUUUGUGACUGCUGCAUAUUCCUUAUCUGAUCAUGUGGAUAUGGAGCCCCCUCUCAAAGAGGACCAGGUGAUCCAGUUGGUGAACUCUAUCUUCAGCAAAAAAUCUUGGGACUCUCUGGCAGAAGCCUUUAGUGUGGCAAGUGCUGCUGCCGCUCUCUCAAACAACCGCUUCCAUGUGCCUGUCAUUGUCAGUGUUCAGGGCCCAGCUACAGUAUCCCACAGCCAGCCAACCCUGCAGCUGCUUGUUACUGAUGUCAUGUCCCAACCUCUGGCCACAGUCAAUGUGCUUGUGGAGUCUGCAUACUCUGCAUCCUCCAAGAGCGUCAUUCUCAAUGAAGCACCUUUCACACUUAAUGAUGGUAUCUUUGAACUAAACUUCAUGUCCACCCACCCAGCCAGUGGAUAUUACCAGUUUACUGUUGCAGUGACAGGUGAUAGUCGUCUGGUUGCCAGUCAUGUUGAGCUUAAGGUGAAGGUGUCCACAGAGGUGGCUGUUACUCACAUGGACUUGUCAGUGGUGGAUAAGGACCAGAGCAUCGGCACAAAGACCACCAGAGUGGACUACCCUUCCAAAGCCAAAAGCCCCUUCAUUGCAGAUAGCCACCAAAACUUUGCCAUGUCCUUUCAGCUGGUUGAUGUGAACACAGGAGUUGAGCUCACCCCUCAUCAGACGUUUGUUCGGUUGCACAACCAGAAAACUGGCCAAGAGGUUGUGUUUGUGGCUGAACCGGACAGCAAGAAUCUAUACAAGUUUGAGUUGGACACCGCAGAAAGAAAGUUUGAAUUUGACUCCAUCUCUGGUACUUAUUCCCUUUACCUCAUUGUUGGGGACGCAACCUUGGAGAAUCCCAUAUUGUGGAACGUGGCAGAUGUGAUGCUUAAGUUUUUGGAUGAGGAGGCUCCAGCUACUAUUCAGCCAAAAACUCUUUAUGUACCCAAACCAGAGAUUAAGCACUUAUUCAGGGAGCCAGAGAAAAAGCCCCCCACAGUUGUCUCCAACGCCUUCACUGCACUCAUCUUGUCUCCAUUCUUGCUUCUCCUCAUUCUGUGGUUUAAGCUUGGAGCCAACAUCUCUAACUUCAGCUUCUCUCCCAGCACCAUUCUUUUUCAUUUGGGACAUGCAGCGAUGCUGGGCCUCAUGUAUGUCUAUUGGACGCAUCUGAACAUGUUUCAGACUAUCAAAUACCUGGCUAUUAUUGGUGGUGUAACCUUCCUUGCCGGGAACCGCAUGCUGGCCCAGAAAGCAGUGAAGAGGAUUGCUGCAGAGCAAAGUAGUAGGUUGGCAAAGUAUAGGAGCCUGCGGUAAAACCCUUCCAUUUGUAACAAAUGAGUCGGUCGUUCUUCCAGGCUGAAACUAGAGAAAAAGUAAGAAAAUCAAAAGAAGACGGACAAAGAUCACAUGUCAUCAAAAUCGGAUUUGAAAAUAAUAUGGCGGUUCAAGUAUCCAUUCGACAGUUUAAACUUGCAGUUUCCAUGUGUUGAUAAUUGAACAGACUCGCUGACAGGUUCACCCUGCUGCUGGCUGUAAAAAGUAGUGCAGUUCAUCUUCUGAGAAUAUUGUAAUGUUGUUCAACAUGAUUUCUUCUGUGGGGUUUUUUUUGGGGGGGGGGUAAUACAUUAAAACAUUAAUACAUUUUUCUGUUAUUGCGCACUACCCAUUUCACCUCAUAAAAAGAAGUAAACAUGUUUCAUUUAAUGAUGAUGAUAAACCACUGGAAGUAGCAAAGGAAUUUUGAUCACUUAAAAUUUUUCAUUUUCCCAUUUGAUACAGUCUUCACGCUCCUACAGAGAAUUUAUUAAUAAAAUAUGGGCAGUUUGAGGUUGCAGUGCUUUUGUAAUGAAGAGGAGUAAAUAAACAAUUUUGAGUGGA
Betta splendens (Siamese fighting fish) is the source of this 2616-nucleotide messenger RNA. RefSeq names its product ribophorin II (gene rpn2). The record is from RefSeq and is a predicted model, not a curated record. The transcript is spliced from 18 exons. NCBI's taxonomy places the organism in Eukaryota, Metazoa, Chordata, Actinopteri, Anabantiformes, Osphronemidae. The coding region runs from base 121 to 2052 and encodes 643 amino acids. Gene Ontology annotation, biological process: protein N-linked glycosylation. Gene Ontology annotation, cellular component: membrane; oligosaccharyltransferase complex.